Messenger RNA from Scheffersomyces coipomensis, 993 nucleotides. RefSeq names its product Sfc1p (gene SFC1). Lineage: Eukaryota; Fungi; Ascomycota; Pichiomycetes; Serinales; Debaryomycetaceae. Gene Ontology annotation, biological process: transmembrane transport; fumarate transport; succinate transport. The coding region runs from base 1 to 993 and encodes 330 amino acids. The record is from RefSeq and is a predicted model, not a curated record. Gene Ontology annotation, molecular function: succinate:fumarate antiporter activity. Gene Ontology annotation, cellular component: mitochondrion. The transcript has a single exon.
AUGUCAUCUGCAACUACUACUACAACUACUACCCCACCAAAGUUUGCUCCUAAAAAGAAAGGAAGAGGUGUCACCGAUUUAAUUGCUGGUGGUACCGCUGGUUUAUUCGAAGCUUUAUGUUGUCAUCCUUUAGAUACCAUCAAAGUUAGAAUGCAAUUAUAUCGAAAAUCAGGUAAAAAACCUCCUGGUUUUGUUAGAACUGGAAUAAAUAUCGCUCAAAAAGAAACUAUCUUAUCAUUAUAUAAAGGUUUAGGAGCCGUUGUUAUUGGUAUUGUUCCAAAAAUGGGAAUUAGAUUCUCAUCUUAUGAAUUUUAUCGUUCUUUAUUAUAUGCUCCAGAUGGCUCUAUCACUACCGGUCAAACCUUUUUAGCCGGUGUAGGUGCAGGUAUAACUGAAGCUGUAAUGGUUGUAAAUCCAAUGGAAGUGGUUAAAAUUAGAUUACAAGCUCAACAUCAUUCUAUGGCUGAUCCAUUAGAUGUACCAAAAUAUAGAAAUGCUCCUCAUGCUGCAUAUCUUAUUGUUAGAGAAGAAGGAUUUGGAACUCUUUAUAGAGGGGUUUCAUUAACCGCUGCAAGACAAGCUUCAAAUCAAGGGGUUAAUUUCACCGUUUAUUCUAAAUUAAAAGAAUAUUUACAAGGUUAUCAUAAUCAAGAAAUCUUACCAAGUUGGGAAACCUCUUUAAUUGGGUUAAUUUCAGGGGCUUUAGGUCCAUUAUCAAAUGCUCCAUUAGAUACUAUUAAAACAAGAUUACAAAAAACCACAUUCGCAUCAAAUGAAUCAGGUUUAGUUCGUAUUGUUAAAAUUGGUCGUCAAUUAAUUAAAGAAGAAGGUACAAGAGCUCUUUAUAAAGGUAUUACUCCAAGAAUUAUGAGAGUGGCUCCAGGUCAAGCUGUUACUUUUACAGUUUAUGAAUAUAUUAAAGAUAUUUUAAAUGGUAAUCAAAAUGCUCCAACAGUAGGUUUAACUUCUGCUGCUGAUAAAAAAUUAAAGUAG